CGCCUUCAAGCAAAUAAGGAGGCCGGUUCCGGGCCGCAUGCAGGAGCGGGAGCCUGGACUGAAGCCCGAGCCGGAAUCAUGGCCCGAGGGCUCUGGGCAGCCGCCCUAUGGGCUGCGAUCUGCAGCGGGGCCCUGGCUCUGCAGGGCGGGAUGCUCUACCCGCAGGAGACCCGGAGCCGGGAACGCAAGGACCUGGGCGGCCUCUGGGACUUCCGAGCCGACUUCUCGGACGACAGGAACCAGGGCUUUCGGGAGGAGUGGUACCGGACACCCCUGCGGGAGUCAGGGCCUGUUCUAGACAUGCCUGUCCCUGCCAGCUUCAACGACGUGGGCCAAGACCACAGGCUUCGAAACUUCAUCGGCUGGGUGUGGUACGAGCGGCAAGUGAUGGUGCCUCAGAGCUGGGCCCAAGACCCCCUCACCAGGGUGGUGCUCCGAAUUAGCAGUGCGCACUACUACACAAUGGUGUGGGUGAAUGGCGUCCAGGUGGCCGAGCAUGAGGGUGGCCACCUCCCCUUUGAAGCCGACAUCAGCAAGCUGGUUCGGUUCACUACCGGGAAACCGAGCCGCAUCACCAUCGCCAUCAACAACACCCUCACCCCACACACGCUGCCGCCGGGGAUCAUCGAGCACAAGACUGACAGAACCCGGUAUCCCAAGCAUUAUUUUACUCAGAAAACAUAUUUCGACUUUUUCAACUACGCGGGACUGCACCGCUCUGUCUUCCUCUACACCACCCCGGUCAACUACAUCGAUGACAUCACUAUCACCACCGAUAUAAACGAGGGCACAGGCCUGGUGAACUACCAGAUUGUUGUGAAAAGUAACGAGUCCUUCUGGCUGGAGCUCCAUCUCUGGGACCAGGAAGGGAAGUUGGUAGCCAAAGACGUGGGGCCCCGGGGGCAGCUGCAGGUGCCCAACGCCCAGCUCUGGUGGCCUUAUCUGAUGCAUGAACAGCCGGCCUACCUGUACUCACUGGAGGUGAUUCUAACGGUAAAAACAGGAGACGGGACCGUGCCUGACAUCUAUACCCUUCCCGUGGGCAUCCGCACCGUGCAGGUCUCCAGCAACCAGUUUCUCAUCAACGGAAAACCUUUCUAUUUCCAUGGGGUCAACAAGCAUGAAGACUCUGAUAUCCGAGGGAAGGGAUUCGACUGGGCUCUGGUGAUGAAGGACUUCAACCUGCUCCAGUGGCUGGGGGCAAACUCUUUCCGUACAAGCCACUACCCCUAUGCCGAGGAGGUGAUGCAGCUCUGUGACCGAUACGGCAUCGUGGUCAUUGACGAGUGUCCGGGCGUGGGGAUUGUGUUACCGGAGAGCUUUGGGAACAUCUCUCUGAAUCACCACCUAGAGGUGAUGGAGGAGCUGGUCCGGAGAGACAAGAACCACCCAUCCGUGGUCAUGUGGUCUGUGGCCAACGAGCCCGUUUCCUGGCUGGCACCUGCUAAACACUAUUUCAAGACCCUGAUUACCCACACCAAAGCCCUGGACCCCACCCGACCUGUGACCUUUGUGUCCAACUCUAAGCCUGAGGUGGAUCAUGGGGCUCCAUACGUGGAUGUGAUCUGUAUAAACAAUUACUAUUCCUGGUACCACGAUUCUGGGCACUUUGAGGUGAUUCAGCUGCAGGUUGACACCGAGUUUGAGAACUGGUAUAAGUUAUACCAGAAGCCAAUUAUCCAGAGCGAGUAUGGAGCAGACACCAUCGCCGGGUUUCACCAGGACCCUCCACUAAUGUUCAGUGAAGAAUACCAGAAAACCGUGCUGCAGCAGUAUCAUUCGGCUCUGGACCGAAAACGCAAACACUUUGUGGUUGGAGAGCUUAUUUGGAACUUUGCUGAUUUCAUGACAGAUCAAUCACCACAGAGAGUGGUCGGGAAUAAGAAGGGAAUCUUCACCCGACAGCGACAACCCAAAGGCUCAGCCUUCCUUCUGAGAGAACGAUACUGGAAAAUCGCCAAUGAAACUAUGUAUCCUCGUUUAGCGGCAACACCAAAGCAUUUUGAAAGCCGGCUCUUGUACUCCAUCUUAUAAUAAGAACUGUUUCUCCAAACCUGGAAAGAAACCUACCAGGAAGGUGCUUGAUUUGCAAGGGACUCCUGCAUUAUCAACUAUAGUUUACUUGGGGGGGGGGGCGGGAAAGAGAGAGGGAGCUUUUUGAUGAAGUUCUGCAAGACGGGAUAUGUAUUGUCAAGGAUGAAUGAGACCUUUUUCCAUAAGAGGAAUGUAUUUUUUAAAGAACUUGCUAUCCCUAAGUGGGAGGCCCUACAUGAAAAAUAUGGCUGACAAGAAUUUGAGACCAGUUUGAUAGAGAAGUGUGCCUUGUUCUCCCAUCCCUUGUGCAGAUGGACUCUUAAAAUUGGCGUGUUUUAAUGACUAGACAGUAUUAAAGCUAUGCUGUUACAAAAUUGUAUGCUUUCCCAACAACUGCCCUAUGCUAGCACAAAAGCAAAGCCUGGUCCCGUAACACGCAGUAAGUUUUCCUCCACCCUGGACACCACCAAAUCAGUUGGAAUGAAGUGAGAAUUAAUAACACAUGGUUAUUAACAUGGAAUUAAUAACAAUGGUUUCUUCCUUGUAACCAUGACUGAACUUCACGAGGACCAAAACCCUAAAUGUAUGAUGUAUAGGGGACACCGACUUCACUUUGUUGUUACUGAUUUAUAGGAGUAAAGGCCUCCAUGAUUCUUUA
Molecule: messenger RNA, 2692 nt
Organism: Dromiciops gliroides (monito del monte)
Lineage: Eukaryota; Metazoa; Chordata; Mammalia; Microbiotheria; Microbiotheriidae
Gene: GUSB
Product: glucuronidase beta
Exons: 12
Coding region: 79-2034 (651 amino acids)
Biological process (GO): carbohydrate metabolic process; glucuronoside catabolic process
Molecular function (GO): carbohydrate binding; beta-glucuronidase activity
Source: RefSeq, a predicted model, not a curated record